AUGCGCGCAGCGUGUAUUAGGGCAGCUAGCACUGCUAGCCGGCUCACACGAUCGUCGUGUGUCGCCCAGCUACCGCGUCCCCAGCUCGCGGGCACGUCGUCGCGCGCCAUCGCAUACCAAACCCUGCAAACUCUCCAAAAGCGCGGGUUCCAGCAGCAGGCGCCGACUGCGCAACAGGCGGCCGCAGCCGCAGCCGUCGAAGCCGCAGACGAUGUAUUCGACACCCCGCCCCAGCAGACCGACUCGGCGAGACCCUUCGAUGCGCUCGACACAUUUCCCCGCCGUCACAUUGGGCCGUCUGCCGAGAGUGCGGAAGCCAUGCUCAAGGCCCUGGAUCCGCCCGUGGGCAGCCUAGACGAGUUCGUCCGCCAGGUUAUACCCGCUGAUAUUCUGUCGGCGCGCGAGUUGAAGAUUGGUAGCAUGUCCGAGGGACUGAGUGUGGAGGAGUGGCAGGCCCACGGCGUGCCAGAGUCCGUCUUCCUCAACACCGCGAAGCAGAUUAUGAGCCAGAACAAGCCGGGCCAGAGUCUGAUCGGACAGGGAUACUAUGGCACCAAAGUCCCGGAGGUCAUCAAGAGGAACGUCCUCGAGAACCCCGCUUGGUACACUAGCUAUACCCCAUACCAGCCAGAGAUCAGCCAGGGACGUCUGGAGUCGCUGCUGAACUUCCAGACUAUGGUCUCGGAUCUGACUGGUCUGAGCAUUGCGAAUGCGUCGGUGCUGGAUGAGCCUACUGCGGCGGCCGAGGCCAUGACCAUGUCCAUGGGCAUGAUGCCUCUGUCCAAGCAGAAGAGCAAGAACAAGACUUUCCUCGUGUCGGAGAGGUGUCACCCCCAGACUCUCGCUGUUCUCUACUCGCGCGCCGAGGGCUUUGGCAUUAAGAUUGAAGUUGCGGAUGUGCUCAAGGACAACAGCAAGAGGGUGGAGGAGCUGGGCCAGGAUCUCGUCGGUGUGCUCGCUCAGUACCCAGACACUGACGGAGCCGUCAACGACUUCCGCGGACUCGCCGACAAGGUGCACAAGACUGGUGCGCUUUUCAGCGUUGCGACCGAUCUCCUCGCCCUCACACUGCUUACUCCACCGGGAGAGUUCGGUGCCGACAUCGCCUUCGGAAACGCACAACGGUUCGGUGUGCCUCUGGGCUACGGUGGACCACACGCGGCCUUCUUCGCCUGCGACGAGAAGUACAAGCGCAAGAUUCCGGGUCGUCUGAUCGGUCUGUCAAAGGACAGGUUGGGAAACCCUGCGGCACGACUCGCGCUGCAGACCCGAGAGCAGCACAUUCGCCGUGAGAAGGCUACUAGCAACAUUUGCACGGCACAGGCUCUGUUGGCAAACAUGAGCGCUAUGUACGCUGUGUACCAUGGACCAAAUGGCCUGACUGCCAUCGCCAAGCAGGUCGUUGCAAAGGCUCGCACGAUUCAACAGGCGCUCAUCGCCAAUGGCUACAAGACUGGCCAGCGCGGAAAGAUGGACAACGCACCUGUCUUGUUCGACACAGUCGUUGUCGAGACAGGCGACAAGACCGACGCCAUCAUCUCCGCACUCGCGAAGAACGAAAUAUUCGUACGAAGGAUCGACGCCCAUCACGUCGGUAUUUCCGUUGAUGAAACCACCGGUGCAAACACGAUCAACAAAGUAUUGAAUGUGUUCAACGGAACUCGCAACAGCUGGUCUUUUGCCGAAUCUGUCGACAUUGAGGUUCCUGAGCCGUUCAAGAGGACCAGCGAGUUCAUGACCCACCCAGUAUUUAACUCGCAUCAUUCCGAGACGGAACUUCUCCGUUACAUCAACCAUCUGUCUUCGAAGGAUCUGUCUCUGGUACACUCAAUGAUCCCUCUUGGAUCGUGCACGAUGAAGCUCAACUCCACCGCGGAGAUGGCACCUGUUUCGUUUGAUACCGUAUCCAACCUGCAUCCCUUCCUGCCUCUUGACCGCGCCACUGGAUACUCCGACAUGAUCAAGCAGCUAGAAGACGACUUGGCUGACAUUACAGGCUUCCACUCGGUCUCGCUACAGCCCAACUCUGGUGCUCAGGGUGAAUUCACGGGUCUCCGCGUCAUUCGCAAAUAUCUCGAGCAGCAGCCUGGCAAGAAGCGCGAUAUCUGCUUGAUUCCUGUCUCAGCCCACGGAACCAACCCUGCUAGUGCUGCCAUGUGCGGUAUGCGUGUUGUUCCCAUCAAAUGCGACCAAGCGACCGGUAACCUGGACAUGGCCGACUUGAAGGCCAAGUGCGAGAAGCACAGCGAAGAGCUCGGCGCCUUCAUGGUCACCUACCCCAGCACGUUCGGUGUCUUCGAGCCCAGCGUCAAGGAGGCUUGCGACCUGAUCCAUCAGCACGGCGGCCAAGUCUACAUGGACGGUGCCAACAUGAACGCCCAAAUCGGUCUUUGCUCCCCCGGCGAGAUCGGUGCCGACGUCUGCCAUCUCAACCUGCACAAGACCUUCUGCAUUCCCCACGGCGGCGGUGGCCCCGGUGUAGGCCCCAUCGGAGUGAAAGAACAUCUCUCACCCUUCCUCCCCGGCCAUCUCCGCGGCGAAACCGGUGGCGCCCAAGCCAUCCACCCCGUCAGCGGUGCACCCUGGGGAAGCGCCAGCAUCCUGCCCAUCAGCUGGGCCUACAUCAAGAUGAUGGGCGCCGUCGGCCUCACUCAAGCCACCAAGAUUACCCUCCUCAACGCAAACUACAUCCUCUCCCGCCUGAAGCCGCACUACCCCAUCCUCUACACCAACGACGAAGGUCGCUGCGCCCACGAAUUCAUCCUCGACGUCCGCGGCUUCAAGGAAACCGCUGGUAUCGAAGCUAUUGAUAUCGCCAAGCGCCUCCAAGAUUACGGUUUCCACGCCCCCACUAUGAGCUGGCCUGUUGCCAACACCCUCAUGAUCGAGCCUACGGAAUCGGAGAGCAAGGCCGAGUUGGACCGCUUCUGCGAUGCGCUGAUUAGUAUCCGCAAGGAGAUUAAGGAGGUUGAAGAAGGUCAACAACCCAAGGAGGGUAAUGUGCUGAAGAUGAGUCCGCAUACCCAGCAGGAUCUUAUUACGGGCGAGUGGCAGAGGAGUUAUUCGAGGGAGAAGGCGGCGUAUCCCCUCAGCUACUUGAAGGCGAAGAAGUUCUGGCCUAGUGUUGCGAGGUUGGAUGAUGCAUACGGCGACACAAACCUCUUCUGCACUUGCGCCCCCGUCGAGGGCGAGGACAGCGAUAUCACUGGUGCUGCUGCGCCGACCCCGACCUAG
This is a messenger RNA of Alternaria triticimaculans, 3234 nucleotides long. RefSeq lists its product as uncharacterized. Gene Ontology annotation, molecular function: glycine binding; pyridoxal phosphate binding; glycine dehydrogenase (decarboxylating) activity. Lineage: Eukaryota; Fungi; Ascomycota; Dothideomycetes; Pleosporales; Pleosporaceae. The transcript is spliced from 2 exons. The coding region runs from base 1 to 3234 and encodes 1077 amino acids. Gene Ontology annotation, biological process: glycine decarboxylation via glycine cleavage system. The record is from RefSeq and is a predicted model, not a curated record. Gene Ontology annotation, cellular component: glycine cleavage complex; mitochondrion.